UAGACGACCUUGUGCUACAUCAUGUGUAGGCCAGGACUCAGGAGAUUCUGCUUAUAAUUGGUUCAAUUGCUUCCAAAUUUUUCCAAUCAUGCAACGUUUGUCAAGCUAAUUAUGAUUUCAGUUUUUCCUCACCGUUGAUGUCACACCCACGUAGGCUUCACUGCACAAUAGUUGCAUCAAAAGUGUCAUGUAAUCACAUAUCCUUGAAAGAAAACUCGCCGAGCAACUUUCUCUUUGGAACUGCAUCCUCUUCUUAUCAGUUUGAAGGAGCUUUUCUGAAUGAUGGUAAAGGUCUCAACAACUGGGAUAUCUUCACUCACAAGCCUGGUACUAUCCUGGAUGGAACUAAUGGAGACAUUGCUGUUGAUCAGUACCAUCUUUAUCAGGAAGACUUGGAUCUCAUGAAUAACAUUAGAGUCAACAGCUACCGUUUUUCUAUAUCAUGGGCAAGAAUUUUACCCAAAGGAAGAUUUGGAAAAGUGAACAGAGCUGGCAUUGAUCACUAUAACAAGUUCAUCGAUGCUCUUCUGCUUAGAGGAAUCCAGCCCUUUGUGACAUUGACUCACUACGACAUACCUCAGGAACUUGAAGACAGAUAUGGAUCUUGGCUAAGUCCCCUACUGCAGGACGAUUUUAGAUAUUAUGCAAAUAUAUGUUUCAAAUUCUUUGGAGACAGGGUCAAGUACUGGUCCACUUUCAAUGAGCCCAAUGUUGUGGUCAUUCGUGGAUAUAGGUCAGGGAUUUACCCACCAUCUCAUUGCUCUCUCCCUUUCGGAAAUUGUACUACUGGAGACUCAGAAAGAGAGCCUUUCAUUGCAGCUCAUAACAUCAUUCUAUCCCAUGCAGCUGCUGUGAAUAUAUACAGAACCAAAUAUCAGAAAAAACAAGGAGGUAGCAUUGGGAUGGUGAUGAAUGCUGUAUGGUAUGAACCCAUCAGCAACUCCUUAGAAGACAGAUUAGCAGCUGAGAGGGCUCAGUCUUUCUAUAUCAACUGGUUCUUAGACCCAAUUCUCCAUGGAAGAUACCCUGCAGAAAUGCAUGAGCUUCUAGGAGCUGAUUUGCCUGUAUUUUCCAAAUUUGAUCUGGAGAUGCUGAAGAAUGGAUUAGACUUCAUCGGUAUCAAUCACUACACCAGUUUUUACUCAAAAGACUGUAUGUUUUCUCCAUGUGAACCAGGACCAGGAGCUUCAAGGACAGAGGGUUAUGCUUUGAGAACUGCACAAAAAGAUGGAGUCUACAUUGGAGAACCAACUUCAGUUGAUUGGAUAUAUGUGUAUCCUCAAGGAAUGGAGAAGAUGGUAACAUACAUAAAAGAGAGGUACAAUAAUACACCAAUGUUUAUUACAGAAAAUGGGUAUGGUGUGGAGGAGAAUCCAAAUUCCACAAAUGAAGAACAGUUCCAUGAUGUCAAGAGAGUGGAGUACUUGAGAAGUUACUUACAGGCACUAGCAGAUACAAUGAGAACUGAAGGAGCAGAUGUAAGAGGGUACUUCGUGUGGUCAUUGCUUGAUAAUUUCGAGUGGACAAGUGGAUAUACGGUCAAGUUUGGACUUCACCAUGUUGAUUAUGGCACUCUCAAGAGAACUCCAAGACUCUCUGCAGCUUGGUACAGACAAUUUAUUGCUAAUAACACCCUGCAGAUUUUAAGUGCCCAGGAAUGAUCAAGAAGGCAAAUGAACAUGGCUCUGAAGCUAGAUCAGUUAUUUAUAUCGUAUUAAGAGGAUCAAUGCGAUAUUGCGAUUACAGGAUUACUAAAACAUUGUAUAUAUUAAGAAACAGAACAUCAAAGAAUGUGAUUCCUACAGUACGUAGGUGGUUUAUCACUUUAUCAUAAUGGGAUUAUUUAAUGAACUAAAAUAGGAGGAUGUGGAACAAUACCAGUUUACAUAUAGUCCAAUCACAUAGUGUCUUCUUGUAAUUCUAAGUCGUACAAAUGAUACAGAUAUGCACCCCUGGC
Rosa rugosa (rugosa rose) is the source of this 1957-nucleotide messenger RNA. RefSeq names its product beta-glucosidase 47-like. Gene Ontology annotation, molecular function: beta-glucosidase activity. The transcript has 13 exons. The record is from RefSeq and is a predicted model, not a curated record. Gene Ontology annotation, biological process: carbohydrate metabolic process. NCBI's taxonomy places the organism in Eukaryota, Viridiplantae, Streptophyta, Magnoliopsida, Rosales, Rosaceae. The coding region runs from base 138 to 1661 and encodes 507 amino acids.